AUGACAAUCGCCAUCGUUCUCAGCCAAUCACAAUCUUACUUUUCCGUCUCCCAUACACGUUUUACGCCAUCUUGAAAUUACAUCCGUAGUUAGUAAAGCCGCUCUCAAAUUAAAAAGCACAACUCUUUUCAUUACUGCUUCAGUGUCCGGUAUGAACAGUUCACGAAACAAAUCGGCACCGACAGUCAGCAAAGGUCAGACGGACGCAGAGACCGGCUCGGAGGCGAACCACAGGGAUCGAAAGACUGGUGGAGGAAUGCUGAAGAAGCUGAAGUCGAGGCGCAGUCAAACGGAUAAGUGGCCUGUAGUCACAGAGGCUGAACUCCGGGCUCUGGGAAGAGAUAUUUCCCCGGACCAUGUCCUGGGUCUCCGGGCUGUCACGGAGGACUAUCUUUGCAAACCUGAAGACAAUAUCUUCAACAUUGACUUUACACGUUUCAAAAUCAGAGAUCUGGAGACAGGAACGGUGCUGUUUGAGAUUGCUAAACCUCCUAACAGCGGUCCUGUGGAGGGUGAAGAGGAGAGUGGAGAUGUAGACACCAGUGCAGGGCGUUUUGUGCGAUAUCAGUUUACACCAGCCUUCCUAAAACUGUGUACUGUUGGUGCAACUGUGGAGUUCACAGUGGGCGACCGGCCCAUUAACAGCUUUCGUAUGAUUGAGAGACAUUACUUCCAGGGACGCCUUCUCAAGAACUUUGACUUUGACUUUGGUUUUUGCAUUCCCAACAGCCGCAACACAUGUGAACACAUUUAUGAGUUUCCGAAGCUUCCAGACGACCUCAUUCGCCAAAUGGUGGCGCACCCUUAUGAGACCAGAUCAGACAGUUUCUACUUUGUGGACAACAAACUCAUCAUGCACAACAAGGCAGAUUAUGCCUACGAUGGGGGUCUGUAAUGCCUGAAGGGAAAAUGUGUGCAAUACUUCCCAGGGGACUGAUUUCCUGGAUUACAACCAUCCAAAAGCUUUGUUUUGUGGGACAGAAGUAUUCUCUCCUUUUGUGGACAACAUUCUUCAGAAUCAACGGACCACAUCUGCCUUCAUAUAAAAUCAUGGAUCCAUUCAUCAGUACUUCAUAGAGCUCAGUUUCUGGGACUUGGAGGAAUAUUCUGUUAGAUAUUUCUCUGUUAAAUCCGAGUGAAACCUUUUUGUCCUGUCUUUUCAGUUUGUUAUAAGUAUCAUGUUACUGCUUGAACACUUUUGCCUUAAGUUUCUUGCCGUCUCUGCUGGAAAGGGACAAUUUGAGUCACAGACCUCUCAUGGCAAAGCCUAUAGACUGUGUUAGUUAUAACUUUGUUUGCUUAAGUAUGUAGAUGUUAUCAGUAGAUGUUUAUUUGAACUACCUUUUUGCAAGUGACGGUUGUGUUUCCCAUAUGGAAAAGCAAGCAUUAACUAGAUGUUUUACAGUAUUGUUAGUCAUAGAUGAUCAUGUAGCACUAGUUGACAUUGUUUGAGUUUCAUUCUUCCUUAAAUAUCUACUCUCAGUUGUGAGGUAGGACUGUUUGUGUUUCAACAUUAGGUUGACCAAUCUUGUCUUUAGCAGCAUGAGCUCUUUUCAUGAUGCCAUAUGUCAUGUCCAUCCUGCUAAUAACAAAUAACAAAUCUUUAUGACAAAACAUUUUUAUAACAUCAUUGGCUGUCGACUGGGAAUCUAGUGUCUGUUCUGUCAAACUCUGUAUCCUUUACACACAUACAUGAAGAGAUAGCAGCAGAAUUGGAGUAACUGGGCUUUAUAUACCAUCCGUGUCUAAAACAGUUUGGUCUGCCCGCUUAAUCCACUCCAGUGUGUAAUCACACAGUUAUUUAAUCCCUCAAGGUCUGUCUUCCUGGUUUAUUUGGCACAACAGCACUGUGAAUCCCACUCUUUUGGAGCCAAGAGGGGCCAACGGUGUGGUAUAUCUAUUAAACUGUAGCACACAACAUGACAGUACAGAGUGAUGUAGCUUGGUAGAUCUAUUUUUAAUGAGGCAGUAGGGUAGCUACAGAAGUUGAUCUGUUUUUGCCCUGUUUUAAGGACUAUACUGGUGGUUUUGCACAUUUUAGCCCAUUUACUACAAAUUGUGUAAUGUUUCAUCAUACACACGUUUCCAGUCCAUUAGAUAUACGUGUACAAUCAACAGCCCUGCAAUAAAUCCUACCUUAGUUGAGCUCGCAAUACUAAUUUUUUGAUGACAGUGUCCGAGAGGUGUUGAUUUGAUUAUAUGGUCAUUUGAGAGGCCGUGGUGCUGUUGAAUUGUAUUCCAUCUACUCAAAGGUGUUCCUGAAAGAUUGGGAUGUCCGUAAUUCAUUGAACACAUCAAUGAUGAAAAGUCUGAGAAUGGUCCCAGCUUGCUUGCAACAUCAUUUCCAGUCUAAAUAUCCAGUGAUUAGCUAGUUCCAUUCCUUUGAUUUUCAUAUAGUACAGAAAUGAAUGGAAAUCAGCGACUACCUGAAAGGAGGGAAAGAAUUCUAAAACCUUGUAAAUGCUCAGCAUUGCUUUAAUGUAAUUUGCAUUUAAAUCAUGCAAAACCACUGGAACAGUCUGGAAGUCGUUUUCAAUACACAAAUGAUCUGGGCUUCCUUUUACAGUAUAUUGUAACAUCAAUUCCAUGUGCCUUAUAUCCAGAACCUUGUGCUUCAUCCACCUGUAAGGCAAACACAUCAAGCUCUCUGUUACAUAUAAUAUCUUACAGUGUCUUGCAGUACUGCCUUGUGUGAAACUGUGUGUUUUACAGCAUGUGUUGAGUCAUUUCAUAUACUCUUCUUUAAGUAAAAUUAGUAAUUUUACAGUUUUGACGGAUCAGCUCAUUAUGUAGCCCAUUAAUAAUCAACAAGUGUGAUAUCAGGCACACACUUGGACAGCCAUAGUCUUUGCCCCAUGACCCUAUACAACCUCAAUUUUUUUAUCUUUUGGACUGCUGGUUAGUAGUAGUAAUUUGCCAUAUUGUAUCAGUCAGUAGAUAAAAGAAAUCUCAUGAUCUAAAUGUCUUGAGAAGUGGGUACACUUUGUAUAUUUACACAAAAAGAGUACAUGACUGACCCAAAACAUGUCUGGAUCCAUUCUGUGACCUCUUGCAUGGAAUAUUCUUUUUAUAUUGGCGGAUUUUACCAAUGCAACAUUCAUGUCGUAUCAGAUUUAUUGUAAAUAAAAAUGGCUGACUGCAAAACAUA
Molecule: messenger RNA, 3148 nt
Organism: Siniperca chuatsi (mandarin fish)
Lineage: Eukaryota; Metazoa; Chordata; Actinopteri; Centrarchiformes; Sinipercidae
Gene: unc119b
Product: unc-119 homolog 1
Exons: 5
Coding region: 152-895 (247 amino acids)
Biological process (GO): nervous system development; cilium assembly; lipoprotein transport
Cellular component (GO): cilium
Molecular function (GO): lipid binding
Source: RefSeq, a predicted model, not a curated record